AUGCAGGCUUACCAAGAGCUGGCAGGACCUUGCCUGGAAAAGGAAGAAUACACUGUCUUCAGCCAAGCUCACCUAAUAUCCACUGGCCUUUUAGCAAAAGGUUUAAAUUCCAGCUGUACAAGCCCCCAUUCUCAGAGUCCACUCCUGGGAUUUAAAAGGGCUACACCAGUCAGUGCUGUAAGUCCCCAAGAAGUCUCAAGGGAGGGAUCUAGGGUAGAAAGCGGGAGACUCAAUUCUUUUCUCUGGGUCCAGGGACAGAGCCCUGACUUCCCCGUAGACCAYAGCGCCUCCAGCCUAGGGAAAGGGUCGGUAGGGGGUGGUAAGGUUCUUGGUUUACUCACGCCGGGCACCCACCGGCUCUUCCCACUAUACAGUGGCCUCUCUUCGGACACGCUCGGGAAAACCAAAUUAAGAAAUGCUCCCGAUCAGACGAGAAAUUGCACGCUAGCAUUGCAUGCAUCAAGAGGUGGCCGCCUUCUUGGGAACUGCCCGCAGAGCCCCAGAGCGUUUCCUCCACGCUGCCUGCCAUGUGAGGCGCGUUUCCUCCACGCUGCCUGCCAUGUGAGGCGCCGCCCAAGCUUCCUUGAGGACGCCCGGCCAAGGCUCAAAAAAAAACUGCCCACGACCUUCCUGUGCCUGUUGCGCAACACUCCCAGGGAGGGGGGACACCAAGUGUCCCUGCAGACCAGCAACUGGAUUCACCUUGGAAAAGGGUCUGAGUGCUCUGUGAAACCGUAUUGGAUGUUCGAAGUUUUGUUGUAUGAUCUCCGCUAGUGUCAUUACCAGUGUGUGGGAAUAGAAAAUUACAAGAAUAAUACYAAGAGAUUAAUACUGAUAUGACAGCAUAAAGAGCUGACCCACCCUAAGUGAAACUAGUGAAAAUUAUGGCCCUAAAGGCAAAUAGCAAAUAAACAUCAAUCUAAAAAAAUUAUAUGAAAAUUUUUCCAUGAAAAAGUCCUGGACUGUGGUACCAAGUCUGUCUGCAUGAAUCAAUACUGUCCUUCCCCCUCUCAUUUUGCAAGACAGAUUCCAGACUGCUGCAACCCAAACCACAAAGCUUCCCGGUAGCACUCAUCAGAGGAACAGGAUGUCAGCAUUCUUAUUCCUUUUCUUUUCCUAGCCACAUGAUGCUGAGGCUAAGUCAUGGGUUAGACUAAGUGUGGAUUAGAGAUAAGGGAUUCCCUUCCAUCCAGCUGCAAUUCAUGGAACAGAUGCUCCACCUUGGGCUGGAGUGCUAAGAUAUUGGAAUUCUGAUUACCUUUAACCCAGCUCCUCAAAUGGUACUCACAUGAAGAGAGAAGCUGKGAGGACUUCAGCCUGCUGCCCUUUGUCCACCUAAGCUCUUGGACCACAAACAUGACUCUAAGAGAAGCUUGCUAUUUUCUAACCCCAGAUCCAGAGACUUGGCUCAAAGAUUGUGCUUGGGGGUUAAGCAAUCCAUAAAACAGCCCUUUAUCUCUUCCCUAAAGAAUGACUUCAUUUGCAUCAGAACAUGGAAAAGUUCAAGCCAAAAAGUGAUCUAGCAGAGGUUAUAAUAAUAGAUAAUUGGGAAGAGAUUCAAGAUACAGUAGGCUCUCUAUUCACUAGUUAAGUGUCCAUGGAUUCAACCAACCUCAUACCAAAAUGAAAAAGAAAUUGUGUUUUUACUGAACAUGUUCAGGCUCCCUGCCCUUAUCAUUAUUCUCUAAAAAUACAGUAUAACAGUCAUUUAUGUAGCAUUUACAUUAYAUUAGGUAUUAUAGGUAAUCCAGAGAUUAUUUUAAAUAUACCAAAAGAUGUAUGCAAAAGUUUAUAUGCAA
Urocitellus parryii (Arctic ground squirrel) is the source of this 1799-nucleotide messenger RNA. The record is from RefSeq and is a predicted model, not a curated record. NCBI's taxonomy places the organism in Eukaryota, Metazoa, Chordata, Mammalia, Rodentia, Sciuridae.